This is a messenger RNA of Myxocyprinus asiaticus (Chinese sucker), 1577 nucleotides long. RefSeq names its product L-selectin-like. NCBI's taxonomy places the organism in Eukaryota, Metazoa, Chordata, Actinopteri, Cypriniformes, Catostomidae. The transcript has 5 exons. The record is from RefSeq and is a predicted model, not a curated record. The coding region runs from base 126 to 785 and encodes 219 amino acids.
GUAAAUCUCUGAUGUCAUUCAUUGAAUCUUUUGCAAAGUAUGUAAAAAGACAACACUGAGUCAAUAUUAUCUCAUUCUCCUGCACAGAGAGGACAUACUGCACAGACUUUCAGAGGUGUAUCAAGAUGAAGAGUGGUUUGCCUUUUGCAUUUUUGCCAGCUCUGAUUCCCAUAGCAUUCUCCUUGCCUCAAUUGUUUUACUAUGUUCCUGUGAAUAUGAACUGGGGGGAGGCACAGAAGUACUGCAGACAACAUUACACUGAUCUGGCCACCAUUGAUAGCCAGACAGAUGUUGAUGAGUUGGUCAAAACUACGGGUACACUUUUUCCAGGACCUGUAGUCGAUUUUAAUAAUCUGAUAUGGAUUGGACUGCAUCGAGCAGAUGCCACUGCUCCGUGGAUCUGGUCCGAUCAGAGCAACUCCAUGUUCAGAUCAUGGGAUUCUGGACAGCCGAACAAUAUGUUUGGCAAACAAUUCUGUGCAGCAACAACUCCAGAUGGAUUGUGGAAUGAUUGGGAUUGUGGAACUAAAUACACCUCUGUUUGCUACAGUGUAAGAAAGAGAACGAUUGUGAGAGUUGAGGUGAAAUCAAGUCAAAAUGUGAAUGAUCCUGGAAUGAUGACAGAGAUUUUAAAGAAGAUGGAGCAGAAACUGAAGGAGGAGGGGUUGGUUGAAUAUGCAACACUGUCAUGGAGAAACCAAUCAGAUGGAAAUGUCUUCCAAAAGAAGGAACAGAAAAAUGUCACUCUUGUUGAGCAGACUUGCUCAUUUAAAGUGAAUGAAUAGACAUUUAUUGCCUGUUUCAUAAUAGAUACUAUUAUGUAACCUUUAUCCCCUUGGGGAAAAUAAUAGUAUAGUAACAUUAAACAUGUAUGCUUUGACAUAUACACUUAUUUAAGCAGAUUAGGUAAAACAUUGUGAUUCUGCAAAAAUAAUCCUGAACACUUUCUUCAACUUUUUCCCACAGCCUAGAUUAGCAAUGCCUUUGCAUGUGUGCUGCAGCUCAGUGUAGCAUGUUUUAGAUGUACUGAAAAUUCACUUAAACAAAUAAAGAGCAAAGUUAAAGUGAAAUCUUGAACUGUGGCACCUGUCAAUUAAAUAUGGUGCUGUACAAUGGGGUUGAAAAUAUUUGUAAGGUGUAGUGGCAUCUCUGCCUCUUUUUUUCUAGUGGGGCAGACUCAAAACAAGACUGCAUGCAUUGCAUCAAGCCAGGUGCCAAUCGGUCUGUGCAGCGCUGCAUGAAGCAGAACACGCCUAUUAUGAUUACUUUGAUCUAUGUCAUUUAAACAGGUUCUAAUUGACUCAGUAGUACAAGCCAACAGCCCUUCCUGCCAUGAAUAUGCUUGAGGUGCCAAAUGACUCGCCUAGAAAGCAGACUAGCCCUGCAUUCCAACCUUAAUUAAUAAUUUCUUCAGAGUGCAUUUCGAAGGGAGAACAAUAUUGACAGCCAUGCUGUAAAGUCAUUCCAAAAUUAGUUUAAAAUAAAAUUGCAUUCAUGAGUUUGCAUAGCCCCUGAAGUGGAAAUGGUAAACAGAUUGUUAAGAGUAAACAAAUUUGACUUGCUGUCCAUAAAGGAGG